Leptomonas pyrrhocoris is the source of this 337-nucleotide messenger RNA. RefSeq names its product putative Dynein light chain. The record is from RefSeq and is a predicted model, not a curated record. The coding region runs from base 14 to 337 and encodes 107 amino acids. Gene Ontology annotation, biological process: microtubule-based process. Gene Ontology annotation, molecular function: dynein light intermediate chain binding; dynein intermediate chain binding. Gene Ontology annotation, cellular component: dynein complex. Lineage: Eukaryota; Euglenozoa; Kinetoplastea; Trypanosomatida; Trypanosomatidae. The transcript has a single exon.
AGCAAUCCAUAAAAUGUCUGGCACAAAGGUGGUGAUGAAAGAGUCGACCAUGCCGGUCGACAUGCAACAAGACUGCGCCGACUGCGCCUCGCACGCCUUGGUGACGCUCAAGCUGCGGGAGCAGAACAGCAUCGCCCAGUUCGUCAAGAAAGAACUCGAUGUGAAGUACGGCGGUGACUGGCACUGCAUCGUCGGCCACUCCUUCGGCACCUGUGUGGGGCACGACACCACGUACUUCCUCUACUUUGAAAUUGACGGUCUGUACUUCAACGUUUGGAAGAUGGAGACCGCCACCGCAGUAAAGCAGAGUGAUGCGGCGGCGGUGGCGGCGGCGUGA